Messenger RNA from Columba livia (rock pigeon), 1077 nucleotides. It is a transcript of the gene ECHS1, whose product is annotated as enoyl-CoA hydratase, short chain 1. Gene Ontology annotation, molecular function: enoyl-CoA hydratase activity. Bases 59 to 943 code for a protein of 294 amino acids. Gene Ontology annotation, biological process: fatty acid beta-oxidation. The transcript is spliced from 8 exons. Gene Ontology annotation, cellular component: mitochondrion. The record is from RefSeq and is a predicted model, not a curated record. Lineage: Eukaryota; Metazoa; Chordata; Aves; Columbiformes; Columbidae.
CGCAGCGGGGCGGGGCAUCCGCGGGCGGCGGGGCGGGGCCGCUGCACCGCGCUCCGCCAUGGCCGCCGCGCUGCGCGCCCUGCUGCGCUCCGCCGCCGCCACCGCGCUCCUGCCGCCGCCCCCCCGCCCCCUCCUCGGGGUGCGAGCCUACAGCGCCGGGGCCCCUUUCCAGUACCUGUCGGUGCAGAAGACCGGGGCACGGCAGAGUGUGGGCCUGAUCCAGCUGAACCGGCCGCAGGCGCUCAACGCCCUGUGCGAGGGCCUGAUGGAGGAGCUGAGCCGGGCGCUGGAGGCCAUGGAGAGUGACCCGCAGGUGGGGGCCAUCGUCAUCACCGGCAGCCAAAAAGCCUUCGCAGCUGGUGCGGACAUCAAGGAGAUGCAGAACAAAACCUUUCAGGAGUGCUACAGCGGUGGCUUUCUCAGUGGCUGGGACAAGGUCUCCACCGUCCGCAAACCCAUCAUUGCUGCCGUCAACGGCUACGCCCUGGGCGGCGGGUGCGAGCUGGCUAUGAUGUGCGACAUCAUCUACGCCGGGGAGAAGGCACAGUUCGGGCAACCCGAAAUCCUGCUGGGGACCAUCCCGGGCGCUGGAGGGACGCAGCGGUUGACCAGGGCGGUGGGGAAGUCGCUGGCCAUGGAGAUGGUCCUCACUGGGGACCGGAUUUCGGCGGCAGAGGCGAAGGAGGCAGGGCUGGUCAGCAAGGUCUUCCCUGUGGAGAAGCUGCUGGACGCAGCCAUUGCCUGCGCAGAGAAAAUCGCCAGCAACUCCAAGCUGGUGGCCGCCAUGGCCAAGGAGUCGGUCAAUGCUGCCUUCGAGACGACGCUGGCAGAGGGGAUGAGGACAGAGAAGCGGCUUUUUUAUGCCACCUUCGCCACUGGCGACCGCAAAGAGGGGAUGACAGCGUUCGUGGAGAAGCGCAAGGCGAACUUCACCGACAGCUGAGCCCAGGGAUGCAGGUCCCCACGGCCGCCUGUGCCCCACAGCCCCUGUGUCACCCCGAGGGCUCUGGGACCAGCGGUGAAUGAUUCCAGAUGGGGGAUCCCGUUUGCUGUUGCUAUUAAAAGGUUUUCCUGGCA